AUGGCGGGACUCAUCAAUUUUGAAGAUGAAGAAGAAGUAAAACAGUUUUUGGAUAAUUUGGGGGUGGAGUACAGCUUCCAGUGCUACAAUGAGAAAAACCCUGAAGGAUGCCAGAGGUUAGCCGACUACAUGGAAGGAGUGAAGCAAAACUUUGAGGCGGCUGCACAAGUACUGAAACACAACUGUGAAACAUAUAACCACCCAGGGAGCUGCUACAAGUUGGGGUCUUACCAUGUCGUAGGCAGAGGUGGUGUAAGUAAGUGCCUGAAAAGUGCCUACUCUUGCUUCAAGCGAGCAUGCGACGCCGGUGGAAAGAAGUCCAUGGACGCCUGCCACAGCGUGGGCCUGGUGGCUCACGACGGUCGGGCCAUGGAGGGUGGCACCCCUAAUCCGGAGGUCGCCCGCCGCUACUACGAGACGGCAUGCGCGGGUGGCUUCGCCCCGUCCUGCUUCAACCUGAGCGCUCUGUACAUAGAGGGCAACGCCAAAGGAGUGAAGCCAGACAUGGCCAUGGCAUUCAAGUAUGCCGAGCGCGCCUGCGAAUUGGGACACUUGUGGGGCUGUGCCAACGCCAGCCGAAUGUACAAGCUGGGCGACGGUAUCGAGAAGGAUGAAAAGAAGGCGGAGGAACUGAAGAAUCGGGCCAGGGAACUGCACGGGAUGCAAAAAGAGAAGCAGCUCAAAUUUGGAGAGUGA
Molecule: messenger RNA, 696 nt
Organism: Nerophis lumbriciformis (worm pipefish)
Lineage: Eukaryota; Metazoa; Chordata; Actinopteri; Syngnathiformes; Syngnathidae
Source: RefSeq, a predicted model, not a curated record